AUGGCAAAACGCCGGGUCGGCGCCAAAGUCAAAUCUGUCGGUGCUAUUACUCCCGACCUCGUGAUUGCCAAAGCCAAAAAUCAUCAAAUAUGGAAUCCAGCUAGCUUGCUAAAUAUAUGGAUGACGGUGAUUGCAACAUCCUCCGGAGGGGGGGACGCUGAAAGCAAAGAUGACCAGGUCUCGGUGCGAGAGGCCUUCUUGUUCCUCGGCGAGAUGGUCAGUCAGAUCACUUAUGGUACCAAGCUGGCCCGAGAAGAAUCAGAGAAUGCCACAGCACACGAACCUGCACUCUCCUGGAUGUCGCUCUUUGGGAACGUCGGCGCGACCACCGCCGCCCAAACGAGCACAACGGGAGACAUUUCGAAAGAUGUCGCCUUGAACUCACCCCCGGAAGACAGUAUCUCAGAUCUUGCGUUCUCGCCCGUUAGCAAUCACCUUGCCGUCUCGUCGUGGGACAAGAAAGUUCGCAUCUACGAAAUCAACGACCAAGGACAGAGUGAAGGAAAAGCUUUGUUCGAACAUGAAGCUCCUGUGUUGAACUGCUGCUGGUCUCCGGAUGGAACGAAAGUCGUCGGUGCCGGAGCAGACAAGGCUGCGCGCUUACUCGACCUAGGGGCAAAUGCGACAACCCCAGUGCAAGUCGCCGCCCACGAUGCACCAAUUCGUUGCUGUGAAAUGAUUUCCAACCCCACAAACUCAUCACAACCUCUUCUGAUCACGGGCUCGUGGGACAAAAAAGUAAAAUACUGGGAUCUACGACAGCAGACACCCAUUGCGCAGGUCGAGUGUCAAGAUCGUGUUUAUACCAUGGACGUCAAGAACAAACUACUCGUGAUUGGCACCGCCGAUCGGUACAUUAACAUCAUUAACCUGGACAACCCAACCAAUUUCUACAAAACAAUGCAAUCUCCGUUGAAGUGGCAAACGAGAGUCGUCAGCUGUUUCGCGGACGCCACCGGCUUCGCCGUCGGUAGUAUCGAAGGCCGCUGUGCCAUUCAGUAUGUCGAAGAGAAAGACUCGAGCUCCAACUUUAGUUUCAAAUGUCAUCGCGAAACACCCCCCGCCAGCCGCGAUGUCAGCAACAUCUACUCGGUGAAUGCGAUAUCGUUCCACCCUGUUCAUGGCACUUUCAGCACUGCUGGCAGUGAUGGAACCUACCAUUUCUGGGAUAAGGAUGCCAAGCACCGCUUGAAAGGGUAUCCAGCUGUUGGGGGAACCAUUUCUAGCACCAAAUUCAACCGCGACGGCAGCAUUUUCGCCUACGCCGUCAGCUAUGACUGGAGCAAGGGCUAUACGGGAAACACUCAACAGACACCGAACAAAGUCAUGCUACAUCCGGUUAUCCCGGAGGAGGUCAAGCCUCGCCCGAAUGCACGGAAGACAAGGUGA
Molecule: messenger RNA, 1389 nt
Organism: Talaromyces atroroseus
Lineage: Eukaryota; Fungi; Ascomycota; Eurotiomycetes; Eurotiales; Trichocomaceae
Product: Poly(A)+ RNA export protein
Exons: 4
Coding region: 1-1389 (462 amino acids)
Biological process (GO): RNA export from nucleus; transcription-dependent tethering of RNA polymerase II gene DNA at nuclear periphery
Cellular component (GO): nuclear pore
Molecular function (GO): ubiquitin binding; RNA binding
Source: RefSeq, a predicted model, not a curated record